Molecule: messenger RNA, 1341 nt
Organism: Penicillium roqueforti
Lineage: Eukaryota; Fungi; Ascomycota; Eurotiomycetes; Eurotiales; Aspergillaceae
Product: sterol homeostasis protein ARV1
Exons: 3
Coding region: 1-1341 (446 amino acids)
Biological process (GO): regulation of plasma membrane sterol distribution; sterol metabolic process; intracellular sterol transport
Cellular component (GO): cortical endoplasmic reticulum; Golgi apparatus
Source: RefSeq, a predicted model, not a curated record
AUGCCUAUUUGCAUCGAGUGCUCCUAUCCAGUCUCUCACCUGUACAGCGCCUACAGUCGUGCUGAUGACCGGUCCCAAGGCAAGGGCGUGCGACUGACGCAAUGUCCCCGGUGCCAGCGGUUUGCCGAUAAAUACGUUGAAUAUGACUUUGUCGUGCUCUUCAUUGAUUUGGUGCUCAUUAAGCCCCAGGUAUACCGACAUCUCCUCUUCAAUCGGCUCGGGCGAGACGACAACAAAUUCAAUCGGUCCAUCAUUCGCCUCGGAGUUCUUCUGCUUCUCUUCGACGUCUACCUGACCUGGGCACGCAUCGAGAAGGACCCAUCCCUCGCAACAACCUUCCUGUCACGCGCCCCUAUCAUCGUCCAGUACCUCUUCUUCCUAAGCUUGAAUGCAGCCGCAACCCUAGCUCACCACCUCACCGUGCGCCUUUUGGCCUCAAUGCUCGUUCCAAAGUCGCGCCAAUACAGCGGACCAGACAGCAGCAAUGCCAACACCAAUCCUAGCACAAAGUCUACUGGAGAUGCCACCCCUUCCGCUCCCCCAACGCCAACAACGCAUCCCUCGCCAUCCGGAGUCUCAAUACACCCGCACGCCCAGAACUCCGCCAACCCCCCCGCAAGCCUGCUAAACCCAAACCCAACCCCAACCCCUAGCUCAUAUAGCGAGGUCACCUCCCCAACAGACCUAUCCCCACUACCGCAAGGUACAUCAAUGGGACCAUCACCUUUACCCGCGCCGCCCCUGCGCCGGGCAUCAACAGCCCCGCUGCAGAACAUUCAGCCCCUACCCCCUCCAACAGCCGCAAGCCCAGCAGCGAUCAGCACCGCUCUGCUCGUCAGCAGCUGCGCAAAGCUCUUCCCAAUCCUGCUAGUAAUCUGGGGCGCUGACGGUAGCGGCAACCUCUCCGAUAUCCCAGCGCACAGCCAUACAGCAGCACAGAUCCGGUCCGCGACGCAGUCGGCUAUGGUUUCGAGCGCGGUGCAUCAGAGCCUGUUCGCCACAGCCACGGAAACGUCUUCCCUGUGCGCGACAGCGGCUAUGUCAAGUCCGCCGUCGGCUGCAGUUAGUUCUUCUUCGUUUCUGGAAUCGUGGCUUGGUGUCACGGCUUCUUCGCUUCGGACUUCUACGCCGACUAGUUAUCUGACAGGGCUUUUUGACUUGCUUGCUUCAUUGCUUUCUCUUGGUGUGGUUGAUGCGCACCUGGUGCUGCUGAGUAAUAUCGAGGCCUUGUAUAUCUUGCUUGGUUGUGGGUAUUUGCGUGCUGUUGCUGUUGCUGUUGCGGGCCAGAUCGCCCGGUGGGCGGUGCAGAGGGUGAUUCUGGGUGCUGUGGGAGUUGGUUAA